Messenger RNA from Entelurus aequoreus (snake pipefish), 2823 nucleotides. RefSeq names its product zinc finger protein 25-like. Gene Ontology annotation, biological process: regulation of transcription by RNA polymerase II. The record is from RefSeq and is a predicted model, not a curated record. The transcript is spliced from 3 exons. Gene Ontology annotation, molecular function: DNA-binding transcription factor activity; RNA polymerase II cis-regulatory region sequence-specific DNA binding. Bases 437 to 1372 code for a protein of 311 amino acids. NCBI's taxonomy places the organism in Eukaryota, Metazoa, Chordata, Actinopteri, Syngnathiformes, Syngnathidae.
GAAAAUGGCGGUUCACUCCUUCGUCUCUGAGACAGUCCUUCUCUUGGCAGCAAUUGAUACAGACUAAGUUAUGUUAGGUUUCUGAAACUUGUAUCAAGCAUGUUCCUACUGCGGUUCGAAAUAGUGGUACAGUAUUUAUACCAGUGUGACGUCACGUAACAUUAUCAGGUAAUGAGAAGGGACUUUUAUUUUGAAGGCGAGUUGCUCCCUCCUCUAGUUUCCGGUAGUCUCCACGUGACAGUCAGACGCUCACUCGUUUACACACGAGACAGAUUGACGUGUUUCAGCGCUCCAAGUUUGUUGUUUUUUUCCCACGAAGUGUCUUGGAAACAUUGUCUGAGUUCACACAGGAGAGUGAAGACAGUGGAACCCGACAAAAAUCAUUUGUUACUCCAGUUAAUCACUUUUGAAACUCGUAACACACUCAAUUGGAAAAAUGUGCAAAUUCCAAAAAGUGAGAAUGUUGAUGGAGGAGCGACUAAAUGUUACUGUUAAAGAAAUAUUUGGAGUGUUGGAAAGAACCAUAGCAGAGUACGAGGAGGAACUUUCUAAGACAAAGGAGGAGAACAAACGUCUACAAAAACUACUGGAUGCUGUUUUCAAACCUCAAGUUGUGCCACACAGAGCAGACGUCCAGCAGGUGUCAGCGGGGAGUCAUGAAGAGAUUCCCUCCGGGCAGCAGGAGUGGCACACCAGUGUGGGACAGAAGGAGCUACAGGCCCCCUCCCACAUUAAAGAGGAGCAGCCCUGGGAGCAGCUUCAUGAUGAAGAUGAAGCUCAGUCCUUACAGCUUCAUCACAGUCAAAGUGAGGAGAACAGAGGAGCGGAGCUUGUAACUCAACACAUCACAGAAGCUGAUGGAGAGCAUUGUGAAGAUAUAAAGUCAGAACCAGACCGCAUCUUUGCUCCACUGUCAGACAUGGACGACAUGAUGUCAGACUCUUCUGAUCACAGUGACCACAUCCAAAAACCUUUGGAGAGUAAAAAUGACUCUAAAGGUGAUACGACACAUCACACUAACAACAAACACUUUGACUGCUCUGAAUGUGGAAAAUCAUUUAGACAGAGUAGUCAUUUUACAGAACACAUGAGAAUACAUACUAAAGAGAAACCUUUUAUAUGCUCUGUUUGUAAGAAGAGUUUCUCUAGAAAGCAUCACAUGACCACACACAUGAGAAUACAUACUGGAGAGAAACCUUUUCCUUGCUCAGCUUGUGCUAAAAGAUUCAUCACUAAGUAUGAAAUGAUAUUACACAUGAGAACACAUACUGGAGAGAAACCUUUUACUUGCUCUGUUUGUAAGAAGAUUUUCUCCAGAAAGCAAGCCAUGACCACACACAUGAGAAAACACACUGGAGAGAAACCUUUUUGAUUGCUCAGCUUGUGCUAAAAGAUUCAACACUAAGGAUGAAGUGUUAUUACACAUGAGAGCACAUACUGGAGGGAAACCGUUGUUGCAUUGUUUGUGUUAAAAGGUUCAUGUAUAAGUUAACACAAGUGUGUAACAGUCAUGGAAGCCGCAGGCAUUUAAAACCACUUAAACAGUGAUUGUACUAAAUGUACUUUAAAAACACUGCAUGUUUAAUAUGAAUGUAUAUUUUAUGUUGUAUGUAGUCAGUGUUGGGUUAGUUACUGAAAACCAGUAACUAGUUAUAGUUACUAGUUACUUCAUUUCAAAAGUAACUCAGUUACUAACUCAGUUACUUACACCAAAAAGUAAUGCGUUACUUUGAAAAGUAACUAUUUAGUUACUUCUUUUUUUCUUCUUUUUUUUUUAAAGCUCCCAUUAAUGCCCUUUAGCCUUCAUUUCAGUACUGUUCUUGCACUGCAGAAUAAUACAAUGUGUUGAUCAACUUGACAUGUAUUUGCAUCACUGAACUCUGCUAAGCAAUGUGCUCUACAUACAACACACAAACAAUGUGCUCUACAUACAACACACAAACAAUGUGCUCUACAUACAACACACAAAGACAAACAUAUGUUACAAAGGCCAAUUUGUUUCUGGCCAGAACAAAUUGACAACACUAUUUUAAAUAGCUGCAACAUAACAUACAUAAGUAACAAACAGCAUAAUAACAACAUAGCUGUAAACCAAAUAAGUACUUUAACUUUAUUUUUACAUACACAAAGCCUAACCAGGCAUUUUUUCCUCAAAUAAUUCUGACACAAAAUCAUGUCUGAAGCCCAGAACACUCUACACAUUUCCCCAGUUUUAGUUUAGAGAUAAGGAAAGAUUGGCCUGGCCCACUAGGAUCCCUCUUUAUGUUUGUGAACUUUAUAGUCUAUACAUUUAGAGUGAUGUGAUAGUCAAACACUCUAGAAGUCUAGGAUGAAAGAGUAUAUAAGAGAAUUGACAGCAACGUUCCCUCUAAGGUGUGCGCCUGUGCAAUUGCGCACUGCUCAAUCGUCCUCUGCGCACGGCAAAUCUAUGCCACGCACAAAAUCAAAUAAAAAAAAUAAGCGCAUAACAAUUUUCAACACGACACGGACACGACAGAGAAAACAGUUUUUGUCAUCAUUGUUCAAAUAUUGUAACGUCUGUCGAGACGCUUUGAGGACAUGCAUUCCAUCCAUCACUUUACUGAGCAAAACUCUUUAUUGUCUGCCAAAAACACAUCACCAAAACAUUAGUAAAAAAAAUUAUAUCUAGCAAAAGUGGUCAUUUUCUGCAGUACAAACCAGACCAAAAGCAACUUUGUUAUAUCAACAGCAGCCGCUCGCUCUUUCUCACUUGCGCCAACACAUGCACAUAUGGCACUUAGCCAGUGAUGCGUUUACAGACACACAAAAAGUCGGACAACUCCAACACCACACAUAAAGUGU